GAAGCCCACAAGAGCGCGGCGGGCGGCAGGCGGAGGCAGCGGCGGUGGCUCCGCCUCCCUUGGGUCGGUGCGCGGCCUGGAGUCCCGCCUCCUGCCCGGCUGGCUUCUGUCUCUUCAGCGGCCAUGGCGGCGGCAGCGGAGCAGGAGCAGCAGCAGUUCUACCUUCUCCUAGGCAACCUGCUCAGCCCGGACAAUGUGGUCCGAAAGCAGGCCGAGGAAACAUAUGAGAACAUACCAGGCCAAUCUAAGAUUACAUUCCUCCUGCAAGCUAUCAGAAAUACUACUGUUGCUGAAGAGGCAAGACAAAUGGCUGCUGUGCUCUUACGGAGACUUCUGUCAGCUUCUUUUGAAGAAGUUUAUCCAACAUUACCCCCUGAAGUUCAGACUGCCAUCAAAAGUGAAUUGCUUUUGAUUAUUCAAUUGGAAACACAGUCUAGUAUGAGGAGAAAAAUCUGUGACAUUGUAGCUGAGCUGGCCAGGAAUUUAAUAGAUGAGGAUGGCAAUAACCAGUGGCCAGAAGGUCUGAAGUUCUUGUUUGACUCAGUCAGCUCUCAAAAUGUGGGAUUACGUGAAGCUGCGCUACAUAUCUUCUGGAACUUCCCUGGUAUUUUUGGAAAUCAGCAGCAGCAUUAUUUGGAAGUCAUCAAACGCAUGUUGGUACAGUGUAUGCAGGACCAGGAGAAUCCACAGAUCAGGACACUAUCAGCUAGAGCUGCAGCUGCAUUUGUUCUCGCUAAUGAACAAAACCUUCCCCUUCUUAAACAUUUUGCAGACUUGCUCCCUGGAAUUUUGCAGGCUGUGAAUGACUCCUGUUAUCAAAAUGAUGAUUCAGUAUUGAAGUCUCUUGUAGAGAUUGCAGAUACAGUUCCAAAAUACUUACGCCCACACUUAGAACCUACAUUACAACUGAGUUUGAAGCUGUGUGCUGACACUAGUCUCAAUAACAUGCAACGUCAGUUGGCAUUGGAAGUAAUAGUUACUUUAUCAGAGACUGCUGCUGCUAUGCUGAGAAGGCAUAUCAACAUUGUUGCACAAGCUAUUCCUCAGAUGUUAACAAUGAUGGUUGAUCUAGAAGAAGAUGAAGACUGGGCAAAUGCUGAUGAGUUGGAAGAUGAUGACUUUGAUAGCAAUGCUGUUGCGGGUGAGAGUGCAUUGGACAGAAUGGCAUGUGGCCUUGGUGGAAAACUUGUUCUUCCUAUGAUAAAAGAACACAUUAUGCAAAUGCUUCAGAAUCCUGACUGGAAAUGCAGACAUGCUGGCUUGAUGGCUCUUUCAGCUAUUGGCGAAGGCUGUCACCAACAAAUGGAGGGGAUUCUGAAUGAGAUAGUUAAUUUGGUUUUGCUUUUCCUUCAGGAUCCUCAUCCAAGAGUAAGAUAUGCUGCUUGUAAUGCAAUCGGUCAGAUGGCUACAGAUUUUGCACCAGGCUUCCAGAAGAAAUUCCAUGAAAAGGUAAUAGCAGCUCUUCUCCAGACUAUGGAGGAUCAAGGAAAUCAACGUGUUCAGGCUCAUGCAGCUGCUGCUCUGAUCAACUUUACUGAAGACUGUCCAAAAUCACUCCUUAUUCCCUAUUUAGAUAACCUAGUGAAACAUCUUCAUUCCAUUAUGGUUUUAAAAUUGCAGGAGCUGAUUGAAAAAGGCACCAAGUUGGUUUUGGAGCAGGUUGUUACAUCAAUUGCAUCAGUUGCUGAUACUGCAGAGGAAAAGUUUGUUCCAUACUAUGAUUUAUUUAUGCCUUCUCUUAAACACAUUGUUGAGAAUGCUGUGCAGAAGGAACUUAGACUCUUAAGAGGAAAAACCAUAGAAUGUAUCAGCUUGAUUGGUCUUGCAGUUGGUAAAGAGAAGUUCAUGCAAGAUGCAUCAGAUGUGAUGCAGCUCUUGUUGAAGACACAAACUGACUUCAAUGACUUGGAAGAUGAUGACCCUCAGAUAUCAUAUAUGAUUUCUGCAUGGGCAAGAAUGUGCAAGAUCCUUGGGAAAGAAUUCCAACAAUAUCUUCCUGUUGUUAUGGGUCCUUUAAUGAAAACUGCAUCCAUCAAGCCUGAAGUGGCUCUCCUUGACACACAAGAUAUGGAGAACAUGAGUGAUGAUGAUGGCUGGGAGUUUGUAAAUCUAGGAGACCAGCAGAGUUUUGGUAUUAAGACUGCAGGACUUGAAGAAAAAGCAACUGCAUGUCAGAUGUUGGUUUGCUAUGCCAAAGAACUGAAGGAAGGAUUUGUGGAAUACACAGAACAAGUUGUGAAAUUGAUGGUUCCUUUGUUGAAAUUCUAUUUCCAUGACGGUGUUCGUGUGGCAGCUGCAGAAUCAAUGCCUUUGCUCCUGGAAUGUGCAAGAGUUCGUGGCCCAGAAUACCUGACUCAGAUGUGGCAUUUUAUGUGUGAUGCCCUGAUCAAGGCUAUAGGAACGGAACCAGACUCAGAUGUACUAUCAGAAAUAAUGCAUUCUUUUGCCAAGUGCAUUGAAGUCAUGGGAGAUGGAUGCCUUAACAAUGAACACUUUGAAGAACUUGGAGGAAUAUUGAAAGGAAAACUAGAAGAGCACUUUAAAAAUCAAGAAUUAAGACAAGCGAAAAGGCAGGAUGAAGACUAUGAUGAGCAAGUUGAAGAGUCUCUGCAAGAUGAACAUGACAGUGAUGUCUACAUCUUAACUAAAGUAUCGGAUAUUUUGCACUCAAUAUUCAGCAGUUACAAGGCAAAAGUGUUACCAUGGUUUGAACAGCUGCUACCACAAAUUGUCAAUUUAAUUUGUCCUCAUAGGCCAUGGCCAGACAGGCAGUGGGGUUUAUGCAUUUUUGAUGAUGUCAUAGAACACUGCAGCCCAACCUCAUUCAAAUAUGCAGAAUACUUCCUGAGACCAAUGCUACAAUCAAUAUGUGAUAACAGCCCAGAGGUUAGACAAGCAGCUGCAUAUGGUGUUGGAGUUAUGGCACAAUUUGGUGGUGACAACUAUCGACCAUUCUGUACAGAGGCGCUUCCAUUGCUAGUGAGAGUUAUACAAUCAACAGAUUCCAAAGCCAAAGAGAAUGUCAAUGCCACAGAAAACUGUAUUUCAGCAGUUGGAAAGAUCAUGAAGUUCAAACCUGACUGUAUAAAUGUUGAGGAAGUAUUGCCACACUGGUUAUCAUGGCUUCCACUGCAUGAAGACAAAGAGGAGGCUGUCCAUACUUUCAAUUACUUGUGUGACCUAAUAGAAAGUAAUAAUCCCAUUGUCCUGGGCCCUAAUAACUCUAACCUGCCCAAAAUAUUUGGUAUAAUUGCUGAUGGUGAAAUUAAUGAAGCAAUCAAGCAUGAAGAUCCAUGCACCAAGCGACUGGCUAAUGUAGUUCGACAAGUUCAGACUUCUGGAGGCUUGUGGACAGAAUGCAUAUCUCAGCUCAAUGCAGAUCAGCAGGGAGCCAUACAGGAGCUCCUGAAUUCUGCGUAAAGGGCCUUAAGAUCAUCCACAAGAAAACUUCAAAUAAACAUUUACCCUUCGGUUUA
This is a messenger RNA of Anolis carolinensis (green anole), 3476 nucleotides long. RefSeq names its product importin 5 (gene ipo5). The record is from RefSeq and is a predicted model, not a curated record. Gene Ontology annotation, molecular function: small GTPase binding; nuclear import signal receptor activity. The transcript is spliced from 26 exons. The coding region runs from base 124 to 3420 and encodes 1098 amino acids. Gene Ontology annotation, cellular component: nucleus; cytoplasm. Gene Ontology annotation, biological process: protein import into nucleus. Lineage: Eukaryota; Metazoa; Chordata; Lepidosauria; Squamata; Anolidae.